AUGAAGGGCCUUUCCAUUUUUGCCUUGUCAUACUUGGUUGUCUCGGCCACUGCUGUUAAACAUGAGCUAUACAAAGAGUGUAAAGAUUCGGGUUUCUGCCUGAGAAACCGCUAUUAUGCUGGAAAAAUUUCCGAAUUGAAUACAGAUGCGCCUUACAAUAUCGAUCCCCAGAGCGUUGCAGUGCUGGAUAGAGGAAUCGAGGGUGUAAUCCUUAAAGACUUACCCCAAGGUAGGCAAAUACCAUUCCAAUUCGAACUUCUGUUAUUGAAGGGUGACAGCAUUCGCUUCAGAGUGGACGAAGAUCGUAAAAAUGUAAAAGCUGGACAUGGCAAAGUCAAUGUCAACCGUUUUGAUGGCACUGCAAACGCUGUGUUCGAUGAUGACCCAGAGUCUAAACGAUUGACGUUAGAUCUGAAGGUUUCGAAAACCAAGUCUGGAUUGCUCUUCAACUACGGAGAGAAAAAUUCCAUUCGUUUGGAGUUGAAUUACUCCCCAUUAAAGUUGACGGUUUCUAAAGAUGGCGAGCAGGUGUUGGUUGUCAAUGACAAGCAAUUUAUGAACAUUGAACAUUAUAGAGCCAAGGAGGAGAACGCAGACAAUAUCAACGCUGAAUUGGAAAGUGAUUUCGACAUGUUCAAGGACUCUUUCAAGGAUUCCAAAGAUGAUUCAUUGCCUUUGGGCCCAGAAGCGGUUGCUUUAGAUGCAACCUUUGUUGACUUCCAGCACGUCUAUGGUAUCCCUGAACAUGCCGACUCUUUCAGUUUGAAAUCAACAGUGAACACAGAUGCCCCAUAUAGACUCUACAACCUUGAUAUUUUUGAGUACGAGACUGAUUCACGGAUGGCUAUGUACGGACAGAUUCCUCUCCUUAUGGGUAUUAAAAAAGACGUUUCUGUUGCUAUAUUCUGGAUGAAUAGUGCGGACACUUUCGUGGAUAUCGACAAGCAAGCUUCCGUUAACGCACACUGGAUGUCUGAGAACGGUUUGUUGGACUUCAUUAUUUUGACAGGCGAUACUCCUACAGAGAUCAAUACUAAGUUCGGUUUGCUCACGGGCAAUGUCCAAUUACCACAAAAAUUUGCCUUGGGAUACCAUCAGUGCAGAUGGAAUUAUUUGACAGAGGAGGAUUUGCUAGACGUCCAUUCCAAGAUGGACGAGAACAGAAUUCCAUAUGACACAAUUUGGCUCGAUGUGGAAUACACCGACAAGAAAAAAUAUUUCACUUGGGAUGAAUCGCUGUUUCCUCAUCAUAUCAAAAUGAUGGAGAAGCUUGAUGAGACUGGACGUAAUUUGGUGGUCAUUGUCGACCCACAUCUCAAAACAGAGUACGAUGUAAGUGAUUAUGUAUCCAAACACAAUCUUGCUGUCAACAAUGUGGACGCAGAGCCUUACAAGGGCCAUUGCUGGCCUGGAGAGUCAAUUUGGAUCGAUUCGCUCAAUUCAAAAGCUCAAGAGUAUUGGACUUCCCUCUUCCAAAACUCUACCAAAGCAUUCAUUGGAAAGCAAAAUAACGUCUACCUUUGGAAUGACAUGAACGAGCCAGCCAUCUUCAACGGACCUGAAACAUCUGCGCCCAGAGAUAACUUACACUAUGAUAAUUGGGAACACAGAUCUGUGCACAACAUUUAUGGAAAGAGUUUUCAUGAGCUUACAUACAAUGCUUUAGUAGAGAGGCUGCGCGAAUCAACCCGCCAAAGACCGUUCGUAUUGACAAGAGCAUUUUUUGCGGGUUCGCAACGCACUGCUGCCAUGUGGACCGGUGACAACAUGGCGAAAUGGGAGUAUUUGAAAAUUUCCAUUCCAAUGGUCUUAUCUCUUAAUGCAGUCAAUAUGCCUUUCUCUGGGGCAGAUGUUGGGGGUUUCUUUGGUGAUCCAACAACAGAAUUACUCACAAGAUGGUAUCAAACUGGAAUUUGGUAUCCGUUCUUCAGAGCGCACGCACACAUUGACUCGCGUAGGAGAGAGCCAUAUUUGUUUGAUGAGCCAUACUUAUCUGUGAUGAGAGACGCCAUCAGGUUGCGUUACGCCUUGCUCCCAACAUUCUACACUCUUUUCCGAAAGUCCAGCUUGACAGGAGCACCAAUUUGGAAACCUAUGGCAUUUGAAUAUCCGGGAGACGAGAAAUGCCUCGAAGUUGAUGAUCAAUUCUACUUGGGCGAUUCUGGACUUUUGGUUAAACCGGUGACAGAACAGGGUGCUUCGAGCGUUGAUGUAUUUAUUCCAAACGACGGCCAGGUGUACUACGAUUAUACGAACGGGCGCUUCAACGAAAAAGCAUUGAAAGUUAAAAGCUCCGGAACGUUUACAAAGUCAGUCGAGUUGAAAGACAUACCCGUCUUCGUAAAGGGUGGCUCUAUUUUUGCAAGACAAGACAGGUACAGACGUUCGUCCAAGCUUAUGGAGAACGAUCCUUACACUAUCGUUGUUGCUUUGGACAAGAACGGCGCAGCGGAAGGUUCUUUGUAUUUGGAUGAUGGCGAGUCCUUUGGAUACACCGAAGGAGAGUACGCGGAUAUCUCCUUCAAAGCAACCGGAGGAAACAGGCUCGUAUCGACGAUCAAGAGCGGAAACGGCAAUUAUGGCAAAGACCACGGGGACAUCCUUAUUGAGCGCAUCAUUAUUGCUGGUGUUGAGAACAAGGUGAAUAGCGUGAUCAUUCUGGCGGACGGCAAGAAAUGGGAGACACAAUUCGUCCAAAACGGGUCACUUUUCGAAAUCAAACUGCCAAAUGUAGACGUCGCAUCGGACUGGUCAAUCCAGCUCUCCAGCAGUGUUGAGCAUGACGAGUUCUAG
Messenger RNA from Australozyma saopauloensis, 2793 nucleotides. RefSeq names its product glucan 1,3-alpha-glucosidase ROT2 (gene ROT2). Gene Ontology annotation, biological process: N-glycan processing; carbohydrate metabolic process. Gene Ontology annotation, molecular function: alpha-glucosidase activity; carbohydrate binding. The record is from RefSeq and is a predicted model, not a curated record. NCBI's taxonomy places the organism in Eukaryota, Fungi, Ascomycota, Pichiomycetes, Serinales, Metschnikowiaceae. Bases 1 to 2793 code for a protein of 930 amino acids. Gene Ontology annotation, cellular component: glucosidase II complex. The transcript has a single exon.